AGGCAAAAGCGGGCGGUGCGCGGACGGCCGGUCGGCGCCGCGCGGAGCUGGCAGCAGGAUUGGUUGCGGCACUCGCGUGUCAGGCGGUUGCUAGGCUCCGGCCGCGCGCCCCGCCCUCGCGCUCAGCGCCCUCUCACCGCCCGGGUCUCUGCUCUUCAGGAAGAUAAAGCUUUUAAAGCAGCCUUGCACUAGAAAGCUCUGGGUGCUCUGGGAUGGAGCAGGUGUGCAGAGGGUGAGGACCCAGCUCUGGGACCACGUCGCUCUCUUCCUUCCUUAGAGAGAUCACUGGCUUGAGCAUACUCGGGCCCAGGACGAGGAUGUCUGGGAGCCUCUUGCUGCUGCCCCCACUCUGGGGGAGGACCUUUCUCCUUCUGCUCUUGGUGGCCUUGGCUCAGUCCCGCUGGCCCAGUGAACCCUCGGAGACCGUCAGGGAUUGGGAGAACCAGCUCGAGGCGUCCAUGCACUCAGUGCUCUCAGACCUCCGUGAGGCUGUUCCCACAGUGGUUGGCAUUCCUGAUGGCACGGCUGUUGUUGGACGCUCAUUUCGAGUGACCAUUCCAACAGAUUUAAUUGCCUCCAAUGGAGAAGUUAUCAAGGUAUCGGCGGCAGGGAAGGAGACCUUGCCAUCCUGGCUGCACUGGGACCCAAAGAGCCACGCCCUGGAGGGCCUUCCCCUGGACACUGACAAGGGUGUGCACUACAUCUCGGUGAGUGCUGCACGGCUAGGGGCCAACGGGAGCCACAUCCCCCAGAGCUCCAGCGUGUUCUCCAUUGAGGUCUACCCUGAAGACCACAGCGAGCCACAGUCUGUGCGGGCGGCAUCACCAGAACCUGGCGAGGUGGUGUCAUCUACCUGUGCUGCCGAUGAGCCUCUGACUGUCCUGACAGUGAUUCUGGAUGCCGACCUCACCAAGAUGACCCCAAAGCAAAGGAUUGACCUCCUGCACAGCAUGCAGAGCUUCUCAGGAGUGGAGCUUCACAACAUGAAGUUGGUGCCAGUGGUGAAUAACAGACUGUUUGACAUGUCAGCCUUCAUGGCUGGCCCAGGAAAUGCAAAAAAGGUGGUGGAGAAUGGGGCCCUGCUCUCCUGGAGGCUGGGCUGUUCCCUGAACCAGAACAGUGUGCCUGACAUCCGUGGGGUAGAGGCCCCUGCCAGGGAGGGCACCAUGUCUGCCCAGCUUGGCUAUCCUGUGGUGGGUUGGCACAUUGCCAACAAGAAGCCCCCUCUCCCCAAACGCCUCAGGAGGCAGAUACAUGCCACACCCACCCCUGUGACUGCCAUUGGUCCCCCAACCACAGCCAUCCAGGAGCCACCUUCCAGGAUCGUGCCUACACCCACAUCUCCAGCUAUAGCUCCACCAACAGACACCAUGGCUCCUCCAGUCAGGGAUCCUGUUCCUGGGAAGCCCACAGUCACCAUUAGGACUCGAGGUGCCAUCGUUCAGACCCCAACCCUAGGCCCUAUCCAGCCCACUCGAGUGUCAGAAGCCAGCAUCACGGUUUCUGGCCAGAUCCGCCCAACAAUGACCAUUCCUGGCUAUGUGGAGCCCACAGCAGUUGCUACCCCGCCCACAACCACCACUAAAAAGCCACGAGUAUCCACCCCAAAACCAGCCAUGCCUUCAACUGACUCCUCAACCACCACAACUCGCAGGCCGACCAAGAAGCCACGGACAUCCCGACCAGUGUCCCGGGUCACCACCAAAACUUCCAUCACCAGAUUGGAAACAGCCUCCCCACCCACUCGCAUCCGUACCACUACCAGUGGGGUGCCCCGGGGAGGAGAGCCCAACCAGGCGCCAGAGCUCAAGAACCAUAUUGACAGGGUAGAUGCCUGGGUUGGUACCUACUUUGAGGUGAAAAUCCCGCCAGACACAUUCUACGACAAGGAGGACACCACCACUGACAAGCUGAAGCUGACCCUGAAGCUGCGGGAGCAGCAGCUGGUGGGUGAGAGGUCCUGGGUACAGUUCAACAGCAACAGCCAGCUCAUGUACGGCCUGCCUGACAGCAGCCACGUGGGCAAGCAUGAGUAUUUCAUGCACGCCACAGACAAAGGGGGCCUCUCGGCUGUGGAUGCCUUCGAGAUCCAUGUCCACAAACGCCCUCAAGGGGACAGGGCUCCUGCGCGGUUCAGUGCCAAAUUUGUGGGCGACCCAGCACCAGUGGUGAAUGACAUCCACAAGAGGAUUGCCCUGGUGAAGAAGCUGGCUUUUGCUUUUGGGGACCGCAACUGCAGCACCAUCACCCUGCAGAAUAUCACCCGGGGCUCCAUUGUGGUGGAAUGGACCAACAACACACUGCCCCUGGAGCCCUGCCCCAAGGAGCAGAUCACAGGGCUGAGCCGCAGGAUCGCCGAGGAUGACGGGAAGCCGCGGCUAGCUUUCUCCAAUGCCCUGGAACCCGACUACAAGGCCUUGAGUGUUGCUGUGAUGGGCUCAGGCAGCUGCCGGCAUCUGCAGUUUAUCCCUGUGGCAUCACCCAGGAAGGUGCCUUCAGAGGCACCGCCCACAGAGGUGCCGGACAGGGACCCUGAGAAGAGCAGUGAGGAUGACGUCUACCUGCACACGGUCAUUCCAGCUGUGGUGGUUGCAGCCAUCCUGCUCAUCGCCGGCAUCAUUGCAAUGAUCUGCUACCGCAAGAAGCGGAAGGGCAAGCUCACACUGGAGGACCAGGCCACCUUCAUCAAGAAGGGCGUGCCCAUCAUCUUUGCGGAUGAGCUGGAUGACUCCAAGCCCCCACCCUCCUCCAGCAUGCCACUCAUCCUGCAGGAGGAGAAAGCCCCCCUGCCCCCUCCCGAGUACCCCAACCAGAGCGUGCCCGAGACCACUCCUCUGAAUCAGGACACUGUGGGAGAGUACACACCCCUGCGAGAUGAGGAUCCCAACGCGCCUCCCUACCAGCCCCCUCCGCCCUUCACAGCCCCCAUGGAGGGCAAGGGCUCCCGUCCCAAGAACAUGACCCCAUACCGGUCACCCCCUCCCUAUGUCCCCCCUUAACCCACAAGCGCCUGGGUGGAGGCAGGGGUAGGGCAAGGGCCUGGAGACAACAUGCUGUUGUCUGUGGAAACCGGUGGCCUGCAGACCAUCGCCCACCGGAAGCCAACACCCGACCUAGCACACACAGACACACGUGGGGCCUGGACAAGCCCGCCCUCUCUGGUCCUCCUAAACCCCAAAGCAGCUGGAGAGACUUUGGGGACUUUUUUAUUUUUAUUUUUUGCCUAACAGCUUUUUGUUUGUUCAUAGAAAAUUCUUCGCUGCGUUUUUGAUGGCUGGCUCUGAAAGCACUGUUUGGAGUAGAGGUAGAUGGAGGGAGCGAGGAACCGUGAAUGAACUCGCAGGCAGUGCUGGGUGGCCUCCCGGCUCUCUGCGUUUUGCCUUUAACACUAACUGUACUGUUUUUUCUAUUCACGUGUGUCUAGCUGCAGGAUGUAACAUGGAAAACAGUAGCUAAAGAUUAAAUUCAAAGGACUUUCAGAAGUUAAGGUUAAGUUUUUACAUUUAAUCUGCUGUUUACCUAAACUUGUAUGUAUAAUUUUUGGGAGGGUAUGGGGAGUUGCUUUGCUAAAAAUAAGCUCCCAGGGUGUUUCAAACUUAGAGAAGACCAAGGGACAGUAUUUUUUAUCAAAGGAAUCCUAUUUUUUCACACUACGUAAACUUGGUUGCUCUGAUACCCCAGAGCCUGAUUGGGGGCCUCCUGGCCCUGCCUAAGGGGCCAGGGCCCUGGUGCUGUGCUUGCUCUCCUGCUGUUGCCAGGGGCCAGAAGCUGGGGGGGCCUCUUGGGCCAAGGACACCCCCACCCCAUGCACGCUGUCGGCCCACCACCAAGGGGUCUUCAUUUCCAGGGAAAAAGAACUCCAAGAGGCAGCGGUGGCCAUGGCCCCAAACCUAGGUGCUCCAGGGUGGGCCAGCUGCUUGUGGAGGUUCCUGGGGAGGUCGAGGGACUCGACCACAUCAACCUGUUUUCUUUUUUUCCUUCUUUUGUGUUUUUUUUCCCCCCUCCUAAAAGGUAAUCAUGGUUUUUGAAACACUCAGUGGGGGACAUUUUGGUGAAGAUGCAAUAUUUUUAUGUCAUGUGAUGCUCCUUCCUCACUUGACCUUGGCCGCUUUGUCCCAACAGUCCACAGCCCCACCCCACCCCUUUUCUCUGGCGCUCCAGUCCCAGGCCUCUUGGGCCUGAAUGGCUGGAAAAGGUCUGGUGGUUGGGGAGGAGUGCCAGCAAUAGUUCAUAGUAAAAAUCUGUGGGCUCUCAAAGCUAAUUUUUUACUAAAGUUUUUAUACAGUCUCAAAUUGUUUAUUAAAAAAAAGAUUAAAAAUGGUGAUGCUUACAGCAGUUUGUACAAGCUCUUAGUGUUGAUUCCGUGGAACUGACGGCUUUGCUCAUUUUGAUCCCCCCCCCCCCUUUUCAUAACAGUUUAAAUUCUGUGAUUACACUGGGACUUCUUUUGCCUUUUUUAGCAGAACGUCCGUCCAUCCAUCUGCAUCUCUGUCCCAUGACUCAGGGGCACCCACUCUGCUUCGAUUCUCCUCCUUUGGAAGAAACUAUUUUGAACCUGAUUUUUCUUGACCAUCUGAGAGUCAUUUUGGGUACCUUUUAGGGAGGAAUGCCUUUUGCAAUAAUGUUUCCCAUCCCUGAUCCGGGGCGGGUGGGUGGACCCAGGCUCCCUUUGCACACCAGGCAGCCACUUCUAAGCCAUAUUGACAGUUUUGCAGAGGGUUUGUGUGUGCUGCUUCAGGAGGGGAGGGCCGGCAGUAGGGUCUGGGGGCCUGCACCCACCGCUCACUGAAGGGCGUUUCCCGUUACAGCUUCUCCCACAAGCCCGGCCCCACUCCCCUGCCCUGGUGCAGGAGGGUACUCUAGAGUGAGCACUACCCUUUUCAGGGGAGCCUGUAGGUGAGGGCUCAGUGGACCACUGUGACUGGGCCUGUGCCUCCAGGCCUUGGUCCAAGCCAGGGUUUCUCUGAUGCCCCAGAGUCAGGAGCACAAGUGGGAUCUGACCUGGUGAGAUUAUUUCUGAUGACCUCAUCAAAAAAUAAUUCCCAGUGUUCCAGGUGAGGGCCUUUGAAAGGCCUUCCAAACAGCUCCGUUGCCCCUAGCAACCCCACCAACGGGCACUGCCACGCAGAGACAUGGCUGGCCUAGAAUGGUCUGUUGCCAUAGCAACUGGAGGCAAAGGGGCAGUGAACAGAAUAACAACAGCAACAAUGCCCUUGCAGGCAGCCUCCUCCCCUGAGAGCCAGGCUGGCGAUGGCCGCUGGACUCUGUGAGACAGAGCCAAUCUCACUUUAAAGUGUUCACCAAUUACUGACGUGUUUUUAUUUCCUUCUGUAUGAUUUUAAGGUGUUUUCUGCAUUCUGUAUAGAAACAUAUCAAACUAAAUAAAAGCAGUUUCUUUAUUACAAUGC
Molecule: messenger RNA, 5408 nt
Organism: Trichechus manatus latirostris (Florida manatee)
Lineage: Eukaryota; Metazoa; Chordata; Mammalia; Sirenia; Trichechidae
Gene: DAG1
Product: dystroglycan 1
Exons: 4
Coding region: 318-2999 (893 amino acids)
Biological process (GO): axon guidance; morphogenesis of an epithelium; muscle attachment
Cellular component (GO): dystrophin-associated glycoprotein complex; sarcolemma; basement membrane
Molecular function (GO): laminin binding; calcium ion binding
Source: RefSeq, a predicted model, not a curated record